Molecule: messenger RNA, 1213 nt
Organism: Eutrema salsugineum
Lineage: Eukaryota; Viridiplantae; Streptophyta; Magnoliopsida; Brassicales; Brassicaceae
Product: peroxidase 3
Exons: 4
Coding region: 78-1058 (326 amino acids)
Biological process (GO): hydrogen peroxide catabolic process; response to oxidative stress
Cellular component (GO): plant-type cell wall; plasmodesma
Molecular function (GO): heme binding; peroxidase activity
Source: RefSeq, a predicted model, not a curated record
ACACAGUACACAGCCACACAGUGAACAUAAUCCUCCCCAGAAAAACAUUGUGUCUAAUAAAGCCAUAAAAACAAAAGAUGAAUUGCUUGAGAACUAUUGCUCUUUCACUCUCUCUGUUUCUUUUGGGAUUGAUCGGACCAAUCCAAGCUCAACUGCAAAUGAACUUCUAUGCCAAUACUUGUCCUAACGCCGAAAAGAUUGUUCAAGAUUUUGUUUCAAACCACGUUUCUAAUGCUCCUUCUCUUGCGGCUGCCCUCUUGAGAAUGCAUUUCCACGACUGUUUUGUCAGGGGUUGUGAUGGAUCAGUGCUUAUAAACUCGACGUCAGGAAACGCGGAGAAGGACGCAACUCCUAACCUAACGGUUAGAGGGUUUGGUUUCAUCGACGCAAUCAAAUCUGUGCUUGAAGCUCAGUGCCCUGGAAUCGUAUCUUGCGCUGAUAUUAUCGCUCUAGCAUCUCGAGACGCAGUAGUUUUCACAGGAGGGCCAACUUGGAGUGUACCAACAGGAAGAAGAGAUGGAAGAAUAUCGAACGCAUCAGAAGCAUUAGCCAACAUUCCUCCUCCCACCAGUAACUUCACCAAUCUUCAGACACUCUUUGCAAACCAAGGACUUGAUCUUAGGGACCUUGUCUUACUCUCCGGGGCUCACACUAUCGGUGUAUCUCACUGCUCGUCUUUCACAAACCGUCUCUACAAUUUCACUGGUCGUGGAGACCAAGAUCCGGCCUUAGACAGCCAAUACGCAGCCAAUCUCAAGUCUAGGAAAUGCCCUAGCCUCAACGAUAACACGACCAUCGUGGAAAUGGAUCCAGGGAGCCGUAAAACGUUUGAUCUUAGUUACUACCAGCUCGUUCUCAAGCGUAGAGGUCUGUUUCAAUCUGACUCUGCUCUAACCACUAACCCAACGACACUCCAAAACAUAAACCAGAUCUUGAAGGGUUCGGUGGAGAGUUUCUUUUCUGAGUUUGCCAAGUCGAUGGAGAAAAUGGGUCGGAUCAAUCUGAAGACUGGGUCAGCAGGAGUGGUUAGAAGGCAAUGUUCCAUUGCAAAUAGUUAAUGGGUAAAAAUGUAAUGUAUGUGGGAGUUUGGGGGUAUUAGUGAAAAGUAAACAAGGAUGAUGAUGAUGAUGAUUGUGAUGUGAUCUUUUGGAAUUUGUGUGUGUAUGGAUUUGGUUAUAGACUUCGUCAAUAAAGAAAUAAAAAUAUAUUAGUU